Grus americana (Whooping crane) is the source of this 2145-nucleotide messenger RNA. RefSeq names its product WASP actin nucleation promoting factor (gene WAS). Gene Ontology annotation, cellular component: actin filament; cytoplasm. Gene Ontology annotation, biological process: actin filament polymerization. The record is from RefSeq and is a predicted model, not a curated record. Lineage: Eukaryota; Metazoa; Chordata; Aves; Gruiformes; Gruidae. Gene Ontology annotation, molecular function: microtubule binding; actin binding.
GGACAAGGGCUCCCAGUAUGGACUGGGAAGGGGUCGCGGUCUCCGUCGCGGCGUGGGAAGCGGAGGUACCGGGACGCCUGGGUCCCCAGUUCGGGUGGGAGGAUGGGAGGGGCCAGUACUGGGAUCUUCCCAGUGCCCCCCCCAGUCCCUCCCAGUAAUCCCCAGUUUUAGUCCCAUCGCUGCCUGCUUUGGCUGAGGCUGCUCCCAGUCCCCCUGGUCCCAGUUCCUCCCAGUUCCCCCCAGUACUUCCCGGUAUCCCGUUUCAGCCCCGUCGCUGCCUGUGUUUGCAGAGAGGCUGCUCCCAGUCCCUCCCAGUUCCCCCUCCAUCCCUCCCAGUCCCUCCCAGUUCCCCCUCCAUCCCUCCCAGUUCCCCCCAGUUCCCCCUCCAAGGGCCCCUCCAUCCCUCCCAGUCCCUCCCAGUUCCCCCAGUUCCCCCUCCCAGCCCCGGAGAUGACGUCCCCGCCACUUUGGGGCCCUGGGUGCUUCCGGGCGGAAGAGGCCUCUGCGAGGGACCCAGGCGUUCGGGGCGGGGGGGGGACACACACGCACACCCCCAGGCAUUCGGGGGGGGCACCCAGGCGUUCGGGGGGGGCACCCAGGAAUCCAAGGGAUGAGCCGGGGGAGUCGGGGGGGGGCCCCAGGGGCCGACAACGUUCCCUCGAGGCUGCUGCAGCAGCAGGAAAACCUGCAGCUCUUCGAGCUCCUGGGCCGGAAAUGUGUGACGGUGGCGACGGCGGUGGUGCAGCUGGUGGUGGCGGAGCCGGGGGGCUCCGGGGGGGCCUGGGCCAAGCGGGGGUGCGGCGUCGCCUGCCUGGUGCGGGACAGCCACCGCCGCUCCUACUUCAUCCGCCUCUACUGCCUGGCCGCCGGCAGCCUGUGGUGGGAGCAGGAGCUGCACGGGGAGCUGGGCUACGCCUCGGCCACGCCCUUCUUCCACACCUUCACCUCCCACGAGGGCCGGGCGGGGCUGAACUUCGCGGACGAGGGGGAGGCGGCCGCCUUCGAGGGGCUCGUCCAGGAGCGGCUGCGCCGGCGGCAGCAACGGGCGGAGAAGCGCCAGCUCCCGCCCCCUCCGCCCCCCGGUGAUGAGCGCCGCGGGAGUUUGCCCCGGCCCCCCGUCGCCCCCGUCGACGGCAGCGCUCCCUCGCUCCCGGCGGUGCCCAUCGCCAACCCUGACAUCACGGUGUCCCGCUACCGGGGGCUGCCCAGCCCCACGGGACCCACGGCGGGACCCACGGCGGGACCCACGGCGAGCCCCACAGCCGGGGAGCAGAAGAAGGGCCGCAAGAAGAUCUCCAAGGCUGACAUCGGGGCCCCCUCCGGCUUCAAGCACGUCAGUCACAUUGGCUGGGACCCCAACAACGGCUUCGAUGUGGCGGCAUUGGACCCUGCCCUGCGGGAGCUCUUCGCCCAAGCCGGCAUCAGCGAGGCGCAGCUGGCUGACGCCGAGACCUCCCGCCUCAUCCACGACUUCAUCCAGGGCCAGGGUGGGCUGCAGGCCGUGCGGGAGGAGAUGCGCCGGCAGGGUCCCCCCCCUCCUCCUCCGCCGGGCCGGGGGGGCACCCCCCCCCCCACCCCGCCCCCCCUCGCCGCCGGACCCCCCCGCAGCCGCUCGGGGCCGCUGCCCCCACCCCCGGGGGGGCCCCCGCCCCCUCCCCGCAGCGGCCCCCCCGCGGCCCCGCCCUCCCGCCCCAUCGCCCCGCCCCCGGCCCGUGGCCACGCCCCCCCGGGGGCCCUGGCGGCCCCGCCUCCUCCCCCCCCGCCCCCCCCGCCACCGCCCCCCCCCGGCCCCGGCCCCGGCCCCGCCGCCCCCCCCACGGGCCGGGGGGCUCUGCUGGACCAGAUCCGCCAGGGCGUGACCCUCAACAAGACCCCCGAGCUCCCCGAGGGCGGCGGCAGCGGCGGCGGCGGCGGCCCCAGCGCGGGGGGGCUGGUGGGGGCCCUGAUGGACGUCAUGCAGAAGCGCAGCAGAGUCAUCCACUCCUCGGACGAGGCCGAGGACGGCGAGGAGGAAGACGAGGACGACGAGUGGGACGACUGAGCCCCCCCCCAGCCCCGUGUCCCUCCCCCCAAAAUGUGGGGGGGUCCCCCCUGCCCAGCCCCCCCCCUCCCCAUCCCCGCCCCACGCAAAUAAAGCCCACGAGA